Molecule: messenger RNA, 587 nt
Organism: Rhizophagus irregularis DAOM 181602=DAOM 197198
Lineage: Eukaryota; Fungi; Glomeromycota; Glomeromycetes; Glomerales; Glomeraceae
Source: RefSeq, a predicted model, not a curated record
UAUUUAAAUCUUCUUGAUUAUAACCACAUAAUUUUAAUUCUAAUUCAGUUAAAUUAUUAAAUUGAUUAAGAAAUUCCAAAGGAAAUUUAAUAGAUUCCAAUUUUAAUUGAGUCAUUGAAGAUGAUUGAUGUAAUAUCGCAGGUACUAUAUCAUCAAUUCUAUUUGAUAAAGUAUAAUUUUUACAAAUCCGAGAUCCAACAACAACGUUUUUAUUACGAAUUGUUAAUCUUUUUAAAUUUCUUUGAAAAAAGAUUAAUGUUGAUAAUUCUGAUAUUUCAGUAUGUAUAGCAACAUCUAUAUGUUGAAUAUUCCAAGAGUGUUCAGCCAAUUGUGAUAAUAAUCUAGUAGAUACUGGAUGUACAUUAUGAUGCUGUUUAAGACUUUUUAAAUUUGAUAAACAACUCCUCGCUUGUGAAUUAUUUUGUAAAGCUUUAACGAUUUCUUCAGUUAUAUCCGAACUUGCAAUUUUCAAAGAAAUUAAACAUGAUGAUUGUUCUAAGAAAUGAUUUAAUAAUAAAAGUGACAUUAUUUGAAUUUGUUCAGUCUUAUAAUUUUUUUUUGCAAUAUCUAUAUCAUCCCUUGUCGUA